Messenger RNA from Phragmites australis (common reed), 3373 nucleotides. RefSeq names its product U-box domain-containing protein 33-like. Lineage: Eukaryota; Viridiplantae; Streptophyta; Magnoliopsida; Poales; Poaceae. The transcript has 9 exons. Bases 135 to 2831 code for a protein of 898 amino acids. Gene Ontology annotation, molecular function: ATP binding; protein kinase activity; ubiquitin-protein transferase activity. Gene Ontology annotation, biological process: protein ubiquitination; protein phosphorylation. The record is from RefSeq and is a predicted model, not a curated record.
GGAGGGUCCCAUUUGCGACCAGUCUACCCGCAGCAACCAACUGAAGUCAGUUUGUUAGCGAGACUAAACAAGAAGCUAGGAUCUUGGUAACAAACCAUCUACGAUAUAUAGUCAGGUUGGUUAAUCGCGCCAUCAUGCGCGAGGCUUGGGCCAUGGACGCGAGGGGCGAGGCGUGGGAGAACUCCUUCGCCGGCACCGGGGGCGAGAAGGCGUUCGUGGCGCUUCCGGAGGAGCAGACAGCCGGCGGGGAGGAGGAGGAGGCGGAGAAGGUGUUCGUGGCGCUUCCGCAGCAGCACAAGAGCGGCAAGGCCGUGCUCGCGUGGGCGCUCCGGCAUGUCGCGGCGGCCGCCGCCGUGGUGGUGCUGCACGUCCACGCGCCGGCGCAGAUGAUCCCGAUGAUGGGGACUAAGUUUCAUGUAAGCAAACUGAGACCAGAACAGGUCAGCGCUUACAGACAGCAUGAGAGGGAGAACGUGGAGAAACAUUUGGAUGAGUACAUUCACCAGUGCUCUAAAGUCAAGGUCAAAUGCGAGAAACUUGUGAUUGAAAAUGAUGAUGUUGCUAAAGGGAUUACAGAGCUUGUUUCGCUGCACGGCAUCACCAAACUCGUCAUGGGAGCAGCUGCUGACAAACACUACUCUAGGAAAAUGAAAAUGCCCAAGUCCAAGACUGCGCUUGCUGUCCUGCUGAAAGCUGAUACUUCAUGCAAGAUUUGGUUUGUUUGCAAGGAACAUCUGAUAAGCGCUAGGGAGGCUGGCGCUCCUGUAUCUCGCAAAACACCACCACCCCCAGCUAGCAGAAGUUCAAUAUCCAAUUUAUCUGAAUGGGGUGGACAACCAAACGGAUAUGCAAGCAAUGGGGUUGAUGGCCACAUUCAGAGGUCGAUGUCAGAAAAGGUUGCUCCUGCAUCUGUUAGAACAUCAUUGCGACUACCUUCUCGAUUAUCUGUACCGACAACUCUUAGCAGGCUAAGCAUAGAGGAUACCUCCCGUUCGUGGGAUAGUGUUCCAAGAGGAAGUUUUCCAAGUUCACACCAAGCAUCCUCUACUGUGACUGACGAGGGGUUCAGUGAUUCCAGUUCAUUUUCAAUGCCUAGGGAUGAUUCCUCUGAAAUCCUACCCUCAAUACACGCAGGGCGUGAUCUUCCAAACCAAGCAUCAUACCAUGAUCAGGGCACCUUGGAUUCAAAUAUUGACAUAUUUGAUAAACUUGAAGAAGCCUUCACUGAGGCUGAGAAGUAUCAAAAGCAAGCGUUUGAUGAGUCCUUGAGGAGACAGAAAGCAGAGGAAGAACUGAUUUUGUAUCGCCAAAAGGCAAACAAUUUUGAGGAUAUGUCUUUAAACGAGGCCACACAGAGGAAAGAAGUCGAGGAAGCUCUAGCAAAGGCAAAUAAGGACAUAGAACUAAUGAAGCAAGAAAUGGAUGCACUGAAACAGGACCGGGAUGUCAUCAUCGAUAAGCUUGUUAAGAUGAGCGAACAAAGGGCAACAUUGGAGCAACGAGUCAAUGAAUAUUGUGGCACUGUCAAGGAUCUUGAGGAUAUGUUGGCAGCAAGUAGAUCCCUUAUUGAAUCACAGCAAUUGGGGUAUGAGAAAUUAAAGCAUGAAAGGGACAAUGCACUCAAUGAUGUAGAUGAGCUGCGCAAAGAGAAAGAGAAGGCAAUAUCAUGGCCGAAUUUGACAUGGAACACUGAAUUCUCUUUCUCAGAGCUGCAGCAGGCAACACAGAAUUUCAGUGACACAAUGAAGGUUGGUGAAGGUGGAUUUGGGUGUGUCUACAAAGGUUUCCUGCGCAACACAACAGUGGCGAUUAAGAUGCUGCGCUCUCAUAACUUACAAGGGCAGUCACAAUUUCAGCAAGAGGUUGUUGUUCUUAGUAGGGUGAGGCAUCCAAACCUUGUAACACUUAUGGGUUCUUGCUCAGAAGCUUCAGGUCUUGUGUAUGAGUUCUUACCAAAUGGAAGCCUUGAAGACCGUCUAGCCUGCGAAAACAACACACCUCCACUGACAUGGCAAGUCCGUACACGGAUCAUCGCUGAGAUAUGUUCUGCGCUCGUCUUCCUUCACUCAAGCAACCCUCACCCAGUAAUCCACGGUGAUCUCAAGCCUGCAAACAUUCUCCUUGAUGCCAAUUUGGUCAGCAAGCUCAGUGACUUUGGCAUCUCCUGCCUGUUGAGUAAAUCUAGCACAAUGUCCACAAGCCUCUACCGAACGACGAACCCAAGGGGGACUUUUGCAUACAUGGACCCUGAAUUUCUUACCACAGGAGAGUUAACAGCACGGUCCGACAUAUACUCUUUGGGCAUUGUCAUACUCCAGUUGGUGACUGGGAAGCCAGCUUUAGGCAUUGGAAGGGCAGUGGAGGAUGCACUUGAGAAAGAUGAAUUAGAGCUUCUUAUUGACCAAUCUGCUGGGGAGUGGCCAUUUGUGCAGGCCAAGAAGCUGAUGCUUCUUGGUCUGCAGUGUGCAGAGCUUAGCAGAAGAAGGCGACCUUAUCGUAUGAGUGACGUGUGGUGUGUGAUCGAGCCCCUGGUGAAGUCAGCUUCGCUGUCAACUGCACCACAGUCCUUUGCACAUCGGUUCGUUGAGAGCCACACACCAUCCUACUUCUUAUGUCCUAUUUCUCAGGAGGUCAUGAGGAAUCCUCAUAUUGCAGCAGAUGGGUUCACUUACGAAGCAGAGGUCAUAAGGGGUUGGCUCCACAGUGGGCGCAGCACGUCCCCGAUGACAAAAUUACCCCUGGCACACCAUCAUCUCAUCCCGAACCAUGCUCUUCAUUCUGCCAUACAGGAAUAUUUCCAGCAGCAGCAGCAGCAGAAAUCACCAUCAUAAUUGACUCAAUUUUUCAAGAAACACCAGGGGAUUUGCACGUCAUUAUAUCAAGAUAGAAGAAAAGAUAAGGCAGCAAAGAACCAUAAUUGGUUCAUUCGACUUGAUUUUUCUUGACGUUAUGAUUUGAUAGUCUAUUUUUGUUCAGAGGUCUUCUCUUUGUGUAUAUUUCUUUUGGGAUCUGGUGAGUUGCAACUUGCAAUGAAAUGUGCAUAUGAGUAUUGUGCUUGGAACAAAAUGUUCCAGGUUCAAUGAGCAUUGCUUCGCUGGCAUGCUUAGUUUUGUUAGCAGAUCAGAAGGAAAUGCAAGUUUGCAACAGAGCAAAUAUUUGUAAUCUGAGCAUGUUUUCUUGGAGACGAACCAUUUUCUGAUUUGUAGCAAAUUUAUAGACAAUUUGUUCCCUGCAAAGCCAUAAGCUUUGUUAUAUGGAAAAAGUGCGCUUCUCGCAUUGUGAUUGUGUCGAAACAGAGGCUGUAAGAUAUAGCUUUGCUCAAUUCUGGCAAAACAGUUUUGCUUAAUCUGAAUGUUGGGUUUGUCAUCUACUA